AUGAACAAAGGUAGGCUUACUAGCCGGUUCCACUUUGAGAACAUCGGUGAGACUGGCCCCCCAGCCGGUCUAAAUGAACUACUUGGCGAUGAAGGCGUCAAUGACGGAUCUCUAUGGAAGAUGUACAACAAGGCCCGCGACCUGUUGCCCUUCAAGGCCCGGAUGGAGAAUCUCACGUGGAGGAUGAUGUACAUCAACCAGCCCCAUGGUCAAGACCAGUCGUCUGAGGACCACUCCCAAGGGCAUGCAUCCCUUGGGCUUGAAGAUGAAGAGCAAUACCUUCAAGUCAAGUCCGAGUUUGAAAAUGACCUUCUAUUACCUUCAGACCCCAUUGACGGCUCCGUACAUGCCAUCGACCCGGCUGCCGACGAGUUUGAUUACAUUGAACAUAUCCGCAAGAUGUCGAGAGACGACGUGGGAAACAACACCAAAAAGCGGCCUGCCAACUUUUCUCCCAUGAUUUCCUCGGCACCCUCUACGUCCAAUGCAAAGCUUCACUCUAACUUAUCUGCAUCGCUAGCGGCUGCCCGAGACGCCCAUCCCAUCCAGGACGGACAUCUGUACCAUGACUUUGAUUAUGAUAUGGACCCCUUGGUGGUGGACUCUCUUAAGGACGGGCUCUACAGCGAGUCAUUCCUGUCGUUCUCGUCUUUGAACCACAACGGACAGGCCCACCCUCCUACACAGUCGCACCGGUCUUCGUUCCACCAGGCUCAGGUCCAGUCGCAGUCCCAAUCACAACAUUACCACUCAUCACACCCCAGUAGCUCCUCGCAUCACCACAACCUGUCUGCUUCCGACUCGGUGGGAGGAACGCCGGCCACAGCACAACCCAUACCGAUGAAUACGCCCAACCACUCUGUGGGCCCAUCGACAAUCCUCUCACAUUACGGCUCGACAUCGUCCAUCCAUAGAGAUAACUCUCUUGUCAGUCUCUCGGAGUACCACCGGUCUCAGAAUAGUACGCCGUUUGCAUCGGUAAUGCCACCACAGGCACAAACGUUCACCCCCAUCCAAAGUGACACUUUUCUGCUUCCCGCGUACCCCUUGCAACAUCAAAACUCGUUCUCUCGGUCGUACCAUUCGCCACAAUCACUGCUGUACAUGUCAGCAGUGACACCUCUGGUUGAGACAUUUGAGUCGUCCACGUACUUUGACAGCUACAAGAGGAAAGGUUCGCUUCAAAACCAACAGUUUUCCUCCCAACAACAACUUGGACUGAGUCUUCCUCAAAAUUGGGAAGAGGAAAUUGUUUCCGUGGGCAAUCUUAAUGGUUCAAAUGGAGGUACAACCACUGGUGGUAAAAGUCAUAAUGAAGAAAAGGCAAAAGUAACUAAAAAGGCCACCAAGACUAAGCUGAAGAAACUCAAGUCAAGCUCUCCAGAUGUAAGCAGCUUGAAAGGAGGGAAGGAUCUAGUCUCUACUGAUAGCAAUCCAGUCACAUGUACAAAUUGUCAUACCAAGACAACACCAUUAUGGAGACGGAAUCCUGAAGGACAACCACUUUGUAAUGCUUGUGGUUUAUUUUUGAAGUUACAUGGAGUGGUUCGACCAUUGUCACUCAAGACAGAUGUGAUCAAAAAGAGACAAAGAGGUCUGGGUAGUACUAGUAAGAAGGGAUCUAUAUCCGGACCGGCCACCCAGAUGAACGGAUCCAACGGGUCUUCUGGAUCGACUCUGAACGGUGGUGGGAACAAGAAUAUGACCAUCGAGAGAGAUGGCGAUGAUUUGAACCCUAUUUCCAUUACGAAAGAAGAGAAAAUGACGCCCGUUCCAAACAACAAACCCAGAAAGAACAGUAGAUCUAGCAUGUCACCCAAGAAGUCUACAAAGAAUAAUAAUACUAAUAAUAAUAAUAAUACUAAUAAUAAUACAGACGGUACCACGAUCACCCAUGAUGGUAACAAUACAAUUACUGGGUUCAAUCCAGGACCAGCGAUUGAUAAUGAAAAAUUGUCUGAGGUUACGUCUUUGAUGAACACGCAUAUUCAACAGACGAAGAACUUACAUCCAAUCCACGAAAAUCCUUACCAACAAGGUUCACAUCAUCAUCAUCACCACCACCACCCGGACACACCGUUCUCCAGUGCAAUCCAUGGGGGAGGAGGAAGUACUCAUUGCACUGAAGAUGUUGGGUUUUCGCCGGGCGAUAACACCCACUAUGAGGACAUGAUGGAUAUUGACAUGACUCACGCUGGUGUGAAGAACGGACAAUUGGGACAAUUGGAUGGUCUGAAUGGAGCCCAGACAUCCCUGGGAGGGCAGGUGCCACUGGGGGCACAACUGGGGCUGAAUGAGGGAAAUAAUUGGGACUGGUUGAGCAUUACAUUGUAA
This is a messenger RNA of [Candida] anglica, 2334 nucleotides long. The record is from the annotation of a GenBank genome assembly. Lineage: Eukaryota; Fungi; Ascomycota; Pichiomycetes; Serinales; Debaryomycetaceae.